This is a messenger RNA of Thlaspi arvense, 2104 nucleotides long. The record is from the annotation of a GenBank genome assembly. Lineage: Eukaryota; Viridiplantae; Streptophyta; Magnoliopsida; Brassicales; Brassicaceae.
GCGAGGUUUUCGCUCGAGCUAACCCAAGCGGCGAUUAUUCCGAUCGCGAGAUUUCACAUAAUUCCGUCGCCGAUCUCGGAGUUAAAAAACUGAGCGUGUGUUUCUAACUCCAUCAGAUUUAUUAACUAGCCCUUAAAGGUUUUGUGUUUUUCACGAUUUUACACCGAUAAAGAAAAUUUCACGAUAAAUUCCAAAUUCCAAAAUCAGAGUGUGGUUUCAUACAAAUCCCGAAAGAAUGGGAAACGUCGGAGGCGAAGAAGAAGAAGGUUCAGCAAUCAAAGCUUUGGGCUCUCUCUUCAAGCUUACUCAAGUUCAUCUAUGGGACGAUGGCUCGACUGAUACUCGUUUGGUUCCUCUCUUCCAUGAACACACCGAUAUAUCGCCUAAUGAUCAUCGUUCUGGAAUCGCUAAUAACAGGUCUGAGGAUAUGGGAAUGAUAAAAGAGAUGAAGGCUCUAGGUCUUCCGGUUUCUUUUCAAACAAAUAAGGAGUGGAAGAACAGAACAAGAGGCCACCACAAGAAAGGAAUCAAGGUUAAUCUUCUGUUCAGUGAAGAAGACACUCUGAAUUUGGUAUUGGAUUGCUCUCCUGAUCCUGCUAUUGGUGUAGAAAACGAUUGUGUUGCGGUCGAAGAAGAGAAUCAUGAAACUGUAGGAAAAAGAGAUACAGAUUCUGUGUUGAUAUCAGAGACUACAGAUUCUCAGAGAUGCAAACUUGGUGAUGAGCAUGACUCUGAUGAAUGGAAAGUCUACUGGGAUUCUUUUUAUGGAAGAAGUUAUUUUUACAAUGUUAAGACGCAAGAGUCUACAUGGGAGCCGCCACUUGGUAUGGAGCAUCUAGCUAAUAGCUACGAAACCUAUAACAUGAAUGAAUUGUCUAUAGAGACAACAGAGAAGUCACAUGAUGACCUGGUUAGAACUGGACCUGCCGAUGAUGUUCUGGCUGAAAUAUCUGAUGAUCUUGGUGAAGUUUCUAGAAGUCAAUGUGAAACAGAAGUCCUAGAGGAAGUUAGCAGUUUGAUUGAUGCAUACGAAGAAACUUUCAAUGGAAAUCAAACUUUGGAUAAUACUUCUCUUGAAGAAGAGGUUAACGGUACAUAUGUUGUCAAUUCCAUUAAAAAGGCUAAAAGGAAGACAAGAAGAACUCGAUCCAGAAAGAUUUUCUCCAGUUCGAACACAGGGUCUCGAACGAAAGGUGUUCUUGAAGAAUAUUCAGAUAUCCUUGGCAAGUAUUGGUGCCAAAGGUAUCUCCUCUUCUCCAGAUUUGAUGAAGGCAUCAAAAUGGACGAGGAAGGAUGGUUUUCAGUCACUCCUGAACUUAUAGCUAAGCAUCAUGCUACGCGCUGUAACGGAGGCAUAGUCAUUGACUGUUUCACAGGAGUUGGUGGAAAUGCUAUUCAGUUCGCAUCAAGGAAUCACUAUGUGAUUGCAGUUGAUCUGGAUCCAAAGAAACUUGAAUUAGCACAGCAUAAUGCUGCCAUAUAUGGUGUUGCUGAUAAAAUCGACUUUGUGAAGGGAGACUUCUUCGACUUGGCGCAUAACUUAAAGGGAGGCACUGUGUUCUUAUCGCCUCCUUGGGGAGGCCCUGAUUAUGUUAAAGCGAGUAGUUAUGACAUGAAGACAAUGUUAAGACCUCGUGACGGAGACGCUCUAUUCAAGGCGGCUAUGAACAUUGCGUCAACGAUCAUUAUGUUUCUUCCAAGAAAUGUUGAUAUUAACCAAUUGGCGGAGUUAGCUUUAUCAACGUCUCCUCCACGGUCACUUGAGGCAAGUAUUUGUCCUUCUUGUUACACUGUUGAAAAAAACUACUUAAAUGGGAAGCUGAAGGCGAUAACAGCGUACUACUUGAGACAAGAGGGUUGUUAGAACUUAGGGGAAGACAUAGAUUCAAUGCAAGAAAGCUGUUUCAGCUUGUCGAAUACAAUUUGAUGAAAAUUGAUUGUGAACAUAGGUUUUAUGCAUUUGUAUAUAUAAAAUGUGUGUUUUGUAAACUUGCUGUAACUCAUUGCUUUAAGCUUAAAUUUUGGGGAAUGAAACUUGUGCAAGAAAACUAAAUGAGACGCAAGCGUUAACAAAUUCAGAGUUAUGUCAUUGUUAUGGAGUCUA